This is a messenger RNA of Microtus ochrogaster (prairie vole), 259 nucleotides long. It is a transcript of the gene Romo1, whose product is annotated as reactive oxygen species modulator 1. The record is from RefSeq and is a predicted model, not a curated record. Gene Ontology annotation, cellular component: TIM23 mitochondrial import inner membrane translocase complex. The transcript is spliced from 2 exons. NCBI's taxonomy places the organism in Eukaryota, Metazoa, Chordata, Mammalia, Rodentia, Cricetidae. The annotation marks the transcript as partial. Gene Ontology annotation, biological process: protein import into mitochondrial matrix; protein insertion into mitochondrial inner membrane.
UGCUUCGACCGUGUGAAGAUGGGCUUUGUCAUGGGUUGCGCCGUGGGCAUGGCGGCCGGGGCGCUGUUCGGCACCUUCUCCUGUCUCAGGAUCGGAAUGCGGGGUCGGGAACUGAUGGGCGGCAUUGGGAAAACCAUGAUGCAGAGUGGCGGCACCUUUGGGACAUUCAUGGCCAUCGGAAUGGGCAUACGAUGCUAAUCAGGGCAGUGAUUGCCUGCUACAUCUAUACUUUGCCAUCCAUUUCGACCCUUGUACAAUA